AUGCGCAUCUACACCGCGGAGCUCCUUGCCGCGGUCGCGUUCAUCAAAAGUCUCUCAAGAUACUCUGCCUCAGGUUCGAAGACGCUGCGGCCGGAUCUUCGUUCCAGUGAUCAUCCCAAGGACCCUGUGAAGACUGCCAGCGACAACCGCAUGUUGCCAAGCAACGACGGAGCAAAUGGCGAAGACAGGACAUUUGCUUGGGAAUCGUCCGAACUCUCUGCGGUGGUUGAACGGGCGCAAGAAGUGAUACACGACCAAAUUGUCCCCAUGCUUGCUGCUCAAGAUCGGAAUCACGUCGCACUUGGACGAGCGGGAGAUCAGAUGCACGUCCAUGAUAUCCCCUACAGUAGUACUCAAGGUUGGGAUCGACUCAGACACGCACACGAUGCACCAGAGCGUCUUGAGUCGAGCGGAACAGUGGCGACACCGGUGCUUGGUCUGCCUUCGCUCGCGGAAAAAGAGCAGGCACCUGUCGUGGCUUCUCAAUCGGAAGCAGACAGUACGAGGGUCAACGAGCAUUCGCCUGGUGUGGCUUCUCGAUUGGAAGCAGACAGUACGAGGAUCAAUGAGCUACUGAUUGCUGACGGAAAUCAAGUGGACGCAUACAGGAAGAGGGCCAUCGAGCGUGCGCUUGCUGUGGCUGCUCAACCUAACGACAAACGUACGAGUAUCAUCGAGCAACUACAACAGCAAACGGAUGAGAAGCUUUUGAGCCCAGACCAGUGGAAAUCCCUGAAGAAGGGGAAGAGAACACAGAAUUGGACAGCAGAACAGCUGAUGCAGGAUCUGGUAGGUAUGUAUGGUGCCAAUACUGAUGGCUUCACCAAACUCGCGUCUGCUUUGCGAAAAGCUAAGGUGGCUGAUCGUAAUGACGAGAUGAUAUUUACUGCUUUGGAGGCGGCGAUGUUAGAGUCCUGGAAGAACCGCGGCAUCGCGUUCGACCGAUCUCCCGGCCUUCUGGAGCUCUCCGACCUGACGGGAGAAAGAGACAUGAUGGAUAACGAGUUGCGACUGCUUCAUCGAUACCUAUUUGUGUCCCCCGAUGGUCAUCAUGGCGGCAGAUAUGAUGUAUAUCGAUACUUAUUCGAAAAGCUCAAGAGCAAAGGUAACUUUAAAUAUCUACGGACGAUAGCGCAAGCGGGGGAGGAGUCUACCAUUGCGGACGGGAUGCUGAUGUUUUACGUAAACUAUGCUGUUAGUCACAUGUCCCCCACUACAAUGAUUAAACGCAUGCGCGCUGCGCAAAUAAGUGAAUUCAGGAUUCAGCGUCUGCCAAGUAAAGCACUCAAGUUUGCACAAGCACAAGAACAUUACGAGGGCACGUUUCGAUGGACUAAUAUUGCGAAAGCGUUGCAGACCGGGUCAGAUAACAAGUGGAAAAACUACUUUAAGAAGGCUCUGGGCAUAGCGUCCAGCAACCCGAGCGCGAACAAUUCAAAGAGGAAGGAAGGCACUUUUUCGACUUACGAGGCUGCACUAGCGUUACCAAAGGAGGACCCGAAACGCCAAAAGACCGCGGGACCUUCCAUUCGACGUUAG
This is a messenger RNA of Peronospora matthiolae, 1539 nucleotides long. NCBI's taxonomy places the organism in Eukaryota, Oomycota, Peronosporomycetes, Peronosporales, Peronosporaceae. The record is from the annotation of a GenBank genome assembly.